AUGGAGUGGUCAGAGUUUAAAUCCUGGGUCCCUAAAGGACCUUGUGCCGAGAUGACAAAGUUGAAUUUGAAUCUAAGUACCAGUAACAGUGGUGGCAGAAUGUGUUUGGAAAUAUACAGUGUGACGAUUCAGAGAGGUUCGGGCCUGGAAAAGACCUGCGAUAAAGCAAAACCCACUUCUUCCCGCCAGGAAGGCACCGGUGUGCUGGAAGAUGGACUGUCCUCCAAUGGUGUGCCCCGAUCUACAGCCCCAGGUGGAAUAUCCAACCCAGAGAAGAAGACGAGCUGUGGAACCCAGUGCUCAAAUCCUCAGAGCCUCAGCUCAGGCACUUUGACCCAGAAACACAACGGCCUUCGGACCACAGAGGCUAAAUGAGCUGCUAAGCGAAUGCCUGCAAAAGAAGUCACCAUGAACGUCACAGAGGGCAGCAUCCGGCAGGUGGAGGAAGUCGAGGAAUCACAGAGAACUGUGCCCACGCGGGCAGAUGGACUUCUUUGGUGCCCAUCGCAUACCGGAUCCCACAAGGAACCUGGAAGAGGAGGGUGCCCCUGCUGAUCGUGAACGCUGCUGAGUGCCUUGAGAGACUGUCUGGCCCGGCAACCGACAGCUGCCUGAGCUCUCGGGACAUUCUCGGCCCCCUGGUUUUCACGUACAUGUAUUGGCACAGUGCUCACACAGGCCAAUAAGCUGCAAAUGAGCGGCUCAGUGUGCUGCCUUGCAAUGCCUGCGCUUAGGUCUGGCUUGGGAGGGCUGAGCUAAAGCCACAGGCCGGUUUCUGAAGCAGAGAAAGGAGAAGGGGUGGGAGAGUCACGUGUCAGCUCCACGCUCUCCUGGCCACGGGUGUGUGCCUCGCUUCCGGCAAGCCUGUCCGUUCUUUCUUUUUGAAUGCCGCCACCACCAAGCUUACCGCGUUUGAUUAAAAGUUGGCUCUCACCUAACUUUAAGCCAAGAUGCAUGAGAAAUCAAGAACCAGGAAAACUCCCUGUUAUUCUUGUUUCCUGAGCCCAAAGCCCAGCACAGCCCGGCAUGUCUCUGGGAGGCCUCUAGGAGGCAGUCACACCCAUUUCCCAUCCGCCUGCCAUGCCCCCGCCCCCAUGCUGGUGUCCACAUCGGCCUUUGAACCAUAAUGUCACAGCCGUUGUGGUCGGUGCAUCCAACCAAGGACACCCCCGCGGGCUCAGCCAGACAUGGCGUUUUUCAUAGCUUUCCAGGUCCCUUGGCUUGUGUUCUCUCGCUCAAUCAGGUCAUUUGCAAUUGUUUCUGAAAGAGUGGGCGCUGCUCACGGGCGGGAGAUUAUCCAGACCAUGUCGCCUGUGCACAGGGCUUCCCUCACCCUCUCCGUACGCAGCCCAGGACUAUGGCAUCCGCAGAGGAAUCACUUUAGAAAGUCAGUACCUGGUGGACGUGCAAUCACAUUGACAUUAGAUUGACAUGCACUGUGUUAGAAAUCACGUAGCCGAUGCAGAAAAAAAAGUUUUUCUAGGAACACACAUUUCCAGCAUUUCUUUAAAUGGUUAGGUGGAGUAUUUUUCUCCAAAGUCAUGUAGCAAGGGCUUGGGAAAGAGGCCUGACGUUGUACCAAAUGAUACCAGUAAGCUCCAUGUGUGGCAGGAACAGGCAGCCGGCUGCUGUGUGCUUAUACAGCACAGUCCAGACAACCGGCAUCCGCAGGCCCCAGUCCAGAUACUGUCUCCUCACCUGCCAACUCUGUUAUUCCUCAAACACAAGCGGGCAGCGUCACUUCCUCCCUCCCUCCCUUCUCUCCUUCAGUAGAUUGCGUAUUUAUUCAUUAAACAUUAAAUGCCAACCCGGAGCCAGGCACCUGGCAGAUGCUGAGAGAUGGGCGUCUGGCCAGUCACCAUCCUAUAUCCUGAACCUGACCGUGGACUUAAUAACCAGGGACUGACGGAGACACUGAGGUCUCGUGUGUUGUGAAUGGCCCUGCGGUGUGAUCUCACGUGUAUAUUCAGGACAGGUUUCCGUCUUAAACUCUGUGUGCGUGUCCCGAUCACACAAGACUUCCACCAUACCCCAAACGACAGUUUCCUCAAAUGCCUGUCACUUUCUGAUUCUCUGAGAAAGGGCUUUUCAGCAACUUCAUGUUUUGAAAUGUUUAAUAAUAAUAAUAAUAAUAAUAAUAAAAGCAAAACCUGUGACUCCUAUGUCCCCACUGGCAUUACUGAGCAGGAGCCCCGACUGCCACAGGUGGGCGUCGCUCCUGCAAGUUCAAGGGCUCACUGUCCCAGGCCACCUGCCUUGUGUGUGUGUGUGGAGGGUGUUCCUUCACCCGGCACUGCUCUCAGCCACAGGCUAAGCCUCGUUUCUCUGCACAGCCUUGUUUUCCAUCACUUAGCUGCUCCAUGUUGCAUGGGAUUGAUCAACUUGAGAGCGUGUCUCCGUUUGAUGUAGAGACAGUUUCUCACUCCUGGGGCAGAAGGGGAUAAACGGCAUAUAUGAUCCGCCCCUCUGCAGAGCAAUCUGGGUGUCACCAAGACCAUUUCUGGAAUGUUACUGGAAAUUUGUCUGGAAAUUUUUUCAUGUGGGUGUGAUAUGGGAACUGAUUCUUACUACCCUAUUAGCAUAACACUUUCUAUGGCAACGUUCGUGUCAAUAAAGUCAUCAAUUUCAAACA
Messenger RNA from Myotis brandtii (Brandt's bat), 2632 nucleotides. It is a transcript of the gene BAALC, whose product is annotated as brain and acute leukemia, cytoplasmic. Bases 1 to 375 code for a protein of 124 amino acids. The transcript is spliced from 4 exons. The record is from RefSeq and is a predicted model, not a curated record. Lineage: Eukaryota; Metazoa; Chordata; Mammalia; Chiroptera; Vespertilionidae. Gene Ontology annotation, cellular component: cytoplasm.